Messenger RNA from Apis florea (little honeybee), 2721 nucleotides. Its product is annotated as retinal homeobox protein Rx1. NCBI's taxonomy places the organism in Eukaryota, Metazoa, Arthropoda, Insecta, Hymenoptera, Apidae. Gene Ontology annotation, molecular function: RNA polymerase II cis-regulatory region sequence-specific DNA binding; DNA-binding transcription factor activity, RNA polymerase II-specific. Gene Ontology annotation, biological process: positive regulation of transcription by RNA polymerase II. The record is from RefSeq and is a predicted model, not a curated record.
CGACACGCAGGAUCGGAGGGAGAAGGCUCGCGUGAAAUGUUAUCGAGAAUUUUGUCGCCGAAUCGUUGGACGUAGAGUGGAAGAGGAGGAGGAGGAGGAGGAGGAGGAGGAGGAAAUUGAUCGUCGUGGAGUGUGGAAGAAAUUGGAGCGAAAGAAUUUUUAACGAUAUGUGUCGUUGUGCGGCAAGGACGAGGCACGAGAGGUGUACCGAAUCAAUGGUAUCGUCGUAGAGUAGUUGUGUGUACAUUGUAAUCCACGAUAAAUAAACAGACUCGAUUUUAUUACUCGACGACGUAAACGCUACGCGUACGAAAACAGUUGAGGUGGUGUUGGAUAUAUACAAUUCUUAGUAAUCCAAGUGUAAUCGUCUCGCAACAUACGGAUAGAAGACAGAAUAUAACCGCGCGGUGGGACGAUCACAGCCUUCGCAAAAUGGAUUUUGCGAUUCACGUGUCUUGGACAGUCGUUUCGUGCAUCGAUUAAGCGGUAGUGUGUUCACGAGGGAUCUUACUGUUCUUUCUUCGCGAGACGUCCUUUCGUCGGAAAGGAUAAGCGAUAGAAUAAACGAUAAUCCUAUUAAUCCGGGAUCACGCUUUUGGAUUUUCUUUCACAAUGGAUUCCCAACAACUCGUCGAUACUGCGUCGCAAAACAGCCAGGACAUCGUCCUGCCGAAACCGGCGAGCAGCACACCCAGGCACAGCAUCGACGCGAUCCUCGGACUGGCGAACAAUAAAAGGAGUCAUCAGGAAAUGGAGGAUAACGGUCGAGACGCGCAGGAAAACACAGGUGAGAACAGCUGCAACUCCACCGGCGGUGGCAGCGACGAGGAACUCGGGGCAGGCUGCGGGGACGAUUUGAACGGGAACAGCGGGAAGAAGAAGCAUCGCCGAAACAGGACGACCUUCACCACCUACCAGCUGCACGAGCUCGAGAGAGCCUUCGAGAAGUCUCAUUAUCCGGACGUGUACUCCAGGGAGGAGCUCGCUAUGAAAGUCAAUCUUCCGGAAGUGCGCGUCCAGGUGUGGUUUCAGAAUAGGCGGGCAAAAUGGCGCAGACAGGAGAAGAUGGAAGCAGCGAGACUCGGCCUGAGCGAGUAUCAUCAUCCCGGCAACAUGAGAAACGUGGCUGGGCCGGCUUUGGGUUUGCCGGGAGAUCCUUGGCUCACUCCACCGGGUCUGUUAAGCGCUCUUCCCGGCUUUCUCGCUGCACCUCACACGGGUUAUCCCAGUUAUCUAACGUCCCCCAGACGAUUGCCGUCGCCGCCCAAUGUUGGGGCUGUUGGAAGCGCAGUACCAGGUGGGCUGAGCGCAGGAAUGACGAGCAUAGGGAGCGGAGGGCACGUGGCAGCGGCGCCACCGAGUCCGCCUGGUCACGAUCCGCGCACCACGAGCAUCCAGGCUCUGAGAAUGCGGGCCAAGGAGCACGUCGAGAGCAUCACCAAAGGAUUGCAAAUGGUCUGAAGUUUAACGUACGACCCAGGAAGAGAGUAUCAACCCGAUCACGGCCGAGCCGUGGCCACGCUUUUAACACCGCGGGCGUGACGAGAAGCGAAACUACCACUCUCCCCUAGAACAACUAGAUCCUUCGAGAAACUGGAGAAACUGGCCGGUGACGGGCAGACGGAUCGACAAACACGUUCCCUCGUCCCUGUUCCCGCGGUGAAACGACUGGUGAACCGAUCGUUUUCCAUUCCACCACCGUUGUUGGAAACCGUUUUAUCGGUUAUCGAACAACAUGCCGAGAAGCACGAGGCCGAGACUUUCCUCCGCUGGACGAGGAAAGGGACGAUUAUUACGCGUUCGACUAUUAAUUCCCAGUGGUAAUAAAUGGGGAACGAGAGGAGAGGAGGGAGGUUUAGUCGUUGGCCUUUAUCAUCGACUGAAUCAAAUUUGUCGUAUCGUUGUUUGACGAAGGGACGAAGGAACCGUGCGUUCGUUCUCUUGUGAUCGAGAGAAGAGGCGAGAAAAGAAAGAGGAGAGAGAGUUUGAUCGCUCUGAUCGGUGAUCGAGAAAUCGAGAUCCGAGAUUCCCAGUUUUUCGGUUUUGGUGGUCAGUUUUUUCGGUCGAACUAGUUCAGGAUAACAAUAGUGCAAUAAAGACGAGACGAGAAAGAGACAUUUUUUCGUAGUGCGUUCGUACGGACGGAGAGUAGCUGUUAAGAUCCAAAGACGAUUCCUUCCGGUUAGAACUGCGAAGGAUCCUCCAUAACCUCCUGAACGAUACAGCUCAGUAAGUAAUAUAUUACGUAUAGUUUUAAACAAGGUUUCGAAGCGUCGCGAGGACCGACGCCCCGUCGAACCUGUUAUUACCGGAUAAAGAUUUUUAUUUUGCGAAGAAGCGACCGACGAUCCGGACGAAUGUUGAAACCACUCGUGCGAAUUUUUCUAAGUUAAAAGCCACAACACGAGUUAAGAGUGAAGAGUGCACGGUGUGCUUUCGGCCUCGAAAUCAGAACAGACGGUAUUCAAAUUCGGGACGCGAUUUUUAACUGUUCGAUAACGCGAUAUAUUCGUAUUUCUAGAUUUAACGAACGAAGAAUUCGAAUCGAAAGCAAGACAAUCUUCUCGAUCGUCAUAAUUUUUAAAUCGAAUUGUCGCGUUACCGAAGGGAAAGUUGACAUCGUGGGGAAACGAGUCGAUCCAAAAUAUUUAAAAUCCUUUCAAUCUCUUCUUCGCACUCUUAACACGAUCAACAACACCAACGCUGUCAUUGAGACACCGA